Molecule: messenger RNA, 1866 nt
Organism: Armigeres subalbatus
Lineage: Eukaryota; Metazoa; Arthropoda; Insecta; Diptera; Culicidae
Gene: Sclp
Product: leucine-rich repeat-containing protein 20
Exons: 3
Coding region: 437-1156 (239 amino acids)
Molecular function (GO): protein binding
Source: RefSeq, a predicted model, not a curated record
GUAGUGCAUGCAACGGACGAACAACAUUGCAAAGCGCGCUGUUGGAGCGGGGCUGCUUCGAACAAUUUACCAGCAAUCGAGAAGUCAUUCGCUGGCGAACAGUGAAGCAGUGAAAACCUUCUCGCGGAUUUCGGAAGAUAGUCGGAGUGCUUGUUUGGAAAACUGUCUUCGAGUGGAAAAGUUUCCUUGGAGCAACGCAGGCAGUGAGAAUUUUCUUUGUUUCGUAACACCGCGUGUGCAAGUUAGGCAGGCUCUGCUCUGGAGAAGAAUUAGUCUUGAUUUGAAUUCUACUGAAGCGGUUGGUUGUGUAUUAAGUACAUACGCAGGAAAGGUGCUUAGUGGAGUAUUUAUCAAACUUUAGUGCGACUUAAAGUGUGACAAAAUAGUUCAAGUUUGUUUGUGGUUGGUGUUGAAUUGGGCAAAAACCAAAGGAAACAUGAGGCCUCCAUCGCACUUUGGUAAUGAUAUUACCAACACCGCUUCCAAUGAUGGAAACAAUAACAACAACAAUGGCAACAGCGGAAGUGGAGAUGACAAUAAUAAUAACAACAACAGUAACACAAUCGUGGCCCGCCUGACCGAGAUGGGAGCAACGAUGAUGUUUCCCAAGAUCGCCGGACGCGGAAUCAUACGGGUCGUGGAGCGGUGCGAUGACGCCAAAGAGAACAAUAAUUUAGAUCUCUCCGAAUGUGAACUGAUUCAGGUGCCGGACGCAGUUUACCAUCUGAUGAGACACACUGAACUGAAAACCUGUGAUCUGAGCGGUAAUGUCAUCACGAAAAUAUCGCCCAAAUUUGCUGUCAAGUUCAGUUUGAUCACUGAUCUCAACCUGUCGCACAAUCAAAUGGCCAAACUGCCGGACGAGCUAGCCGAUCUCCAUUCGCUAGAGAUGCUCGACAUCUCGCACAACUCCUUCAUUACGUUACCUGCCGUCGUGUUCAAGAUGCCCAAACUGCGGGAGCUCCGAGCGAACAACAAUGCCAUCAUCGACAUCGAUCGGGAUGAGAUCAUCACGUCGGACUCGUUGGAACUGGUCGAUCUCAAGCACAACCCCCUGACGCCGAUGUGUCACGAGCUGCUCAAAAACGCCAAUGUCACCUUCCGGAUCGAGCUGUCCGAGCGGGAAAAGGAAGAGUGGGAAGAUCUGACGAUCUGAGGGUGGGAUUCUCAAGGGAGAAUGUAUGUUUGCAAUCCUGCCAGUAAACCUUGUAGAUACUUAAUGAGUAUUCAGUUAUCGUUUUGAUUAUUUUGUAUACAUUCUACGACGAUCGUACCAGAGAUCUUUCUAGCUUUAAGUGUAAACUCUUAAAACAAUCCCAUCCUGUAUGUGCAUAGACUCGCUCAGAGGUUUCUUGAUUUAGUGAGAAUCGAGUGUUUAUGAAUAAGUGAUAUACCAAAAGUGUUUAUUAAUGGUUGUAUCGUUUGCUAGGGUUCGACAGCCUAAUUGUAUAAAGAAAGUAUAUUUGUAUUUAGUUACUGUAAAAUACUAAUCCGUACUGUAUUAUACAUCUCUGUUUGAAAUCACCGCAAAGACAAGAAGAAGCUCAUGUACACAGUUAAAAGAAAGAAACGAUUUGAUGAGGGAACAUUUUGAUCUAGUCAUUCGAGUUGGUGUCUGAGCAAGAUGGAGGUGAUUAAAAUGAUCAAAAUCACAAACCGACAGAAAUCGUAUUUGUAUAACUUAUAAAAUAACGUGAGUGAUAUUAUUUGUUAGUUAAGUAAGAUAUAACUUUUGAUUUGAAAGGCAUACCGACUUAUGAAGAAAAUGUUUAUCCACAAAAAAAAAUGUGAUGUGCAAUAGCAAUAUCGUAUGAUAAUUUUGAACAUUUUUUUACAGAAUGGUAAAUAAACAACAAGUUGAUGGAA